UAGAUCUGAUAGCCAUGAAUGGGGUGGUGGAGACGCGGGUUUGUGGAUUUUACUCAGAUGCUAAAAUUAAUGUUUGCACCUCAAUGGAGUUAUUUUUAUCAUAACUUUCAACAAUAAUACACUCGACGUCUUUAAAUGCUUCACUCGAGACAGUCUUGUCCGGCGUAAUAGCUAUUUUGUGGUCGUCGCGGGGCUCGAAGCAAUUCACGGUUUCGUUUGCUUUCUCUUAUUAAACAUGCCGAGGAACAACAAGACCUCGCUGAUCCAGAAGAUAGCGAGCCAGGCUUAUGUGACCUUCACAAACUGCUCUAGCUCUGCCAUUGGAGAUAACAAGACGUUUUUAGAGCAGCAGGCAGAGUUGGUCACCCUGCUGUCCGACAUCAGGGCUGCGGAUCUGAAGAUUGCGCCACCGAAGAAAGUCUCCAUAUCCUCCCCACAGUCCUCAGCAGUCCCUCCAGUCACAUACAUGCACAUCUGUGAGACUGAUGUCUUCAGCAUGGGAGUGUUUCUGCUGAAAUCUGGAGCUUCCAUCCCUCUGCAUGACCAUCCUGGGAUGAAUGGCAUGCUGAAGGUCCUGUACGGCAAGGUCAAUAUAAGGUGUUAUGACAAGUUGGAUAAAGCUGGGAGUGAAACUGAGAGGCAGUUUGAUCCACCACUGUUGCCCUUCCAGAGAGAUGACGUGAGGAGAGCCAUGCUCAGGUCCUCUGGACAGUUUUCUCAUCAGAGUGGCCCUUGCAUCCUGACCCCUCUCAAAGACAACCUUCACGAGAUUGAUGCAGUGGACGGACCAGCUGCGUUUCUUGAUAUACUGGCACCACCGUAUGACCCUGACAAUGGGAGAGAUUGUCACUACUACAAAGUUUUACAAACUGCUGGCAAAAAGUCAGAGCAGAGCGAUGAAGACGAAACCUGGCUUUUAGAGAUUCCCCAGCCGGAUGAUUUCUGGUGCGGGGGUGAGCCAUACCCCGGUCCUGAAGUUUCGGCAUAGGGAAACGAACACUGGAAUGACCCGUGAUCCGUCCGUAAAAAAUAGUUUGUUUGUUUUUUUCUUGGGGCUUCAAACGUCACUACAUGUUUUUAAAUGUCCAUUCCAAACCUAUCUACAUCAAUUUGUGGCCUUGCUUGUGAAUAAUGAAUGUAUACAUGCUUGAAAAGCCUUUACUCUUGUAUAAGUGCACACUAUAUAUCUAUAUUAAAUACUUGUUUAAUUUAUUUAAAAAAAAAAAAAUCAUAUACAAACACUAAUUCUUAUGUACUGUUUAUAUUUUUACCGUCAAAGUACAAUUAAAAUGUUCGUAAAUCA
This is a messenger RNA of Labeo rohita (rohu), 1303 nucleotides long. It is a transcript of the gene adoa, whose product is annotated as 2-aminoethanethiol (cysteamine) dioxygenase a. Gene Ontology annotation, molecular function: oxidoreductase activity, acting on single donors with incorporation of molecular oxygen, incorporation of two atoms of oxygen. The record is from RefSeq and is a predicted model, not a curated record. The transcript has a single exon. NCBI's taxonomy places the organism in Eukaryota, Metazoa, Chordata, Actinopteri, Cypriniformes, Cyprinidae. Gene Ontology annotation, cellular component: mitochondrion. Bases 236 to 988 code for a protein of 250 amino acids.